AAGAGUUUGAAUCUGGAUUUGAAAAGCGUAGGAGAAAGAAAAGAAUUAAAAAGUUAAUUCAAUCUCAAAAAGGAGCUCUUAAUAAGUUUUUGAUAAAAGAACCGCAACAAAUUCUUAUCGAAAAUGAAAAUGUUGAUAAUGUUGAUGUUGGAGUUCUUGAAAAUGCGGUUACUAUUCAAAAAAAUGCUAUGGCUCGUUUUAAGUGGCUAGAAGAAUGAUAGUAGCUUAAAGUUGUAUUGCAAUUUAUAAGAUUAAAACGGGGCCAACGAAUUGUUUAAGACGGCGCUGAAGGUAUCCAUCCAAAUUAUUAACUCUUCUUUUUAAGGUUCGGGGGGCAAUUAUAAGAUUAAAACAGGGCCAACGAAUUGUUUAAGACGGCGCUGAAGAUUUGUUUGUUUAUGAGACAAUGGCCAGACGAAGGCAGUGUAAGAGGCAACGUAAAGACGACUUUAUCAGUGACUUGACCGAUUCGGUUCUCCUUCACAUACUGUCCUUUCUAAACGCAAUACAGGCUGUUCAAACAUGCGUUUUGUCCAAAAGAUGGAUCAUUCUCUGGAAGAGUCUUUCCACUAUUACACUUAGAUCUUCAUACUCUAGGCCCAGAAAAAGGUUUGAUGAGUUUGUGUCUCGGAUUUUUUCUCUUCGCGAUGGCUCAACCGCCAUCCACACUCUUGAUUUGUAUCGUCGUCAUUCCAUGAAGCAUAGCCUACUCCGGAAGAUCAUAGAAUAUGCUGUUUCACACAACGUCCAACACUUAAGAAUUGAUUACACUUGUCAUAUUGAAAAUUUUCCGUCUUGCCUCUUUUCAUGUCACACUUUAAAGUCUCUUAAUCUUUCUGGUUUCUUAUACAAUACAUUUGUCCAUCAUAAACCAGUAUUUCGAAAUUCUCUGAAUUUGCCAUCAUUAACCAACUUGUCUUUAAAGUACUUUGCCUUUGCUCGAAGUGAUAAUGGUUGUGUUGAGCCCUUUUCCACAUUUAAAAUGUUGAAUAGUUUGAUCAUUGACUGUUGUAUAGUUCUGGACGCACAAAAUCUUUGCAUAUCAAGUACCAAGCUUGUCAAUUUAAGUAUACUUAUGUGGGCUUCUGUUCCUGAGACAUAUAUUGGAAUCUAUUUUGGAAUCGAGCUAUAUGCUCCAAGUCUUCAUAACUUUGCUUUUACGGGUCGCUAUACUCCAAAACUUUUUGGCAGCAAGAGUGUUCUCUCUUCCAUCAAACUUGUAAGUGUUGAUUUAAGAUGUCGUUUGAUCUCGGAGUCGCGGGAGUCUUCAUCAUUUCUACUCAAUUGGCUGGUUGAGCUGGCUAAUAUCGAAUCGUUGACUUUUUAUUCAAAUACUCUCGAGGUUCUUUCUUUAUUUCCUGAUUUAUUGAAGGCUGAGCUCCAUCCCUUGUAUAACUUGAAGUCCCUGAAAAUAGAAACGGACCAAACUACAUCUAUAUGUAAUGAUGUGGUAGAAUUUUUGAUUCAAAACUCACCCUCGGCAAAGGUUGACAUCAUACGUUUGUAAAGACAACUUUGGAGUUAUAAAGGGAUGAUGCAUCUAUAUUUAUGAAGGAUUUUUUUUUGGAUUAAUUGCUCUUUCAAGUGUCAACUACUUUUUUUUUAUGUCAGUUAUAACUUAUGUAGUUAUUUAAUCAUUAUUAGUCAGGGUUAUGUAAUUGCUUUAAAUUAAAUUGAACUAUAUGUCGUUGGAUGACGUCUUUAGUUUCAUGAUGACAAUAACAUUUGAUUUGUCUAAGAAUUGCAUUAUAUAUUUUUAAUUUGGUGAUAUGUUCAGAGUAAACUUUUGUUAACACCGCAAUAUGAGUUUGGAUAUCUGUAAUAUGUAGUUUGAACA
Messenger RNA from Medicago truncatula (barrel medic), 1837 nucleotides. Its product is annotated as F-box/LRR-repeat protein At5g02910. Gene Ontology annotation, molecular function: protein binding. The transcript has 4 exons. Bases 407 to 1507 code for a protein of 366 amino acids. Lineage: Eukaryota; Viridiplantae; Streptophyta; Magnoliopsida; Fabales; Fabaceae. The record is from RefSeq and is a predicted model, not a curated record.